CGUCCCCCUUCUCGCCGUACACCAUGUCCUCCGCACCAUCGCCUCCUGCCUCGUCCUACUCCAACUCUCCCUGCUCCUACUCGAGGGCCCUCGACACUGACACAGACGCUCUCCUCGCGUCCACGCUUCGUGUCUUGGACCAGCGUGCCGCACCAACCAUGCACGACAUCCUCGCCGCGUAUACCGCCAAGGGCGACGGCGACCGUGACAUGCUCUUUGCUCUCUUGAACGCAAAGACAGCGGAAGACAACCGAAUGGCUGCGGACCGUAACCUGCGGCGCACGCUGCUCGAGCUCUACAGGACACAACCGCAGACUUCGUCAUCAGCAUAUGCUGUCCAGCACCAUGUGAUGCCACAGUACCCGCUACCUUCGCCCCCGACGUCGCUCUACCAGCAGUCUCCGACUGUCCACACCCAGUCACCAGUAUCGCGCAGACGUGCUUCGUCGAUAUCAUCACGCUCAUCAGACGAGCAUCUCUCCUCGCCGCACUUGCGUAAACGCCGCCGGUCGCGGUCGCCGAAUCGGUCAGAUUACGGGGACUACCGCUCCCGUGCUUACUACGAGCGGGCGGUGCCCUCGCAACUCGACGCCCCGCAUUACUCUACGUCUCCCUACUCAUCACAAUCGUCAUCACACCACAGUGGUGGCUCUCCAAGAUCACGAGAAGCCAUGACUAUUGGCUCGCUACUGUCAUCGAGGGGAGCGGAAUAUCAAGAAGCAGAUCGGCAAGCUGGCAGCCCUCUUUCGUCACACUAGCGGCGUCCUGCCGUUGUUCUCUUCUCCCUCAGUCUGCGUUGGGAUUCACUGUUGUUUUGUUGUAGUUUUUACCAUCGUCGUCAAAGCAUUUUAGUUUUCUUUAUUUACUGCAUGGGUGUCUGUCAGCUGUACUCAAAACU
Phanerochaete carnosa HHB-10118-sp is the source of this 898-nucleotide messenger RNA. RefSeq lists its product as uncharacterized. The coding region runs from base 24 to 758 and encodes 244 amino acids. The record is from RefSeq and is a predicted model, not a curated record. Lineage: Eukaryota; Fungi; Basidiomycota; Agaricomycetes; Polyporales; Phanerochaetaceae. The transcript is spliced from 3 exons.